AGAAAACUGAGCCCUAAACAUCCGAGCGGGGCAAGAUCCUCGCAAAAACCGACAAAAACGUAAAUAUCGGCGGCGGAGAAACGUCUGAACCCAGCGAUGGUGGAAACAUUUUCGCGGCAGAUUGAUGUCGUCUCUUCUGAGGGAGGAGAUGCAGAGAAUUUUAUUCCGACCUGCAAAACAGAGGCUGGUGGAGUUUAUUGAGAUUGAGGAGCCGCCGCAUGGAAGACAUUUUCUUUGUGUCUCAGUUGGAAAAAACAAAGUGGUGCAGUUAUGUAUAGUGCAGUGUCAGAUAACUCAGCCAUCCCUUAAAUCUGGAUCCAAGAAGUCCCACACCAAACGCUCCAGCAUACAGGAGUGCUACAGGAGGACAGAGAUCUGGUCCCUGCAAGACCUGACUCUUGUUGACGGACGGGACCCUGAUGUGGAUGACCCCUGUUUCCUGCUGCACUUUGACAAAGUGCGGACGGUGACGGCCAUCAGCUGCUCAGCCAAAUAUGCCUUUGUGCGUGCCCUGGUUGCUCUCAGUGAUCAGCACUGCCAGAGAUCACUGAAACUGCGGAACUUUGACUGGGCCUACAUCAAGCCUACCUCCUUCUACUCCAACAGAGGAGACUGUGUUGUUCUGUCGCAGAUAUGCUUCUAUGCAUUAAAUUUAGUGUGCCUAUCCAUGUGCCCUGUACCGUUGGAUGCAUAAUGGAAUGAAAAAUGAUUGUGUGUCUGCCAAUUAAGGUGUGUGUGUAUUUGUUAGUUGGGAAACUGACACAGAAUUACUGUAAUUUGUGUUGAGUAGGAGGUGUGGAGUAAAUGUAGGCUCAUUGUUGCCUCUGUUACAGUACAAGGCUUUGAUGUGGAGUUAUUCACCAUGAAAUAUCUUUUGCAUUAAUGUCCUGCUGAAUAUAUCGUCUAGUUUCAAGCAGCUUGGUAUUUGUGAACUGCAUAAUCUGCUUUCAUCAUCUUUUGAUUGUUGUCUAUUCUGUGAGCAAAUGUAAAAAAAAAAAAAAAGGGAAUUUCAAAUGGAGACCAAAUAAAACCGUUCCAAACCCCUUGCCUUCCUCCGUAUUUAGCUUCAUCAUGACUUCAUGAUUCAACACUUGAAUAUUUUUGAUCACUUCCAUGGGAGUGUAUUUGUGUUGCUCUUGGCCCUUGUACCUUGUAUCUCACUGUUAUAUUCCCUGUCUCCAGUGGUACCUUAUGCCUUAAAUCAGCACCACACCACUGAGGAGACAAUGAAAUUUGGGGUUUAGCAACUAGGUGGGGAAGUUUACGAUCUGUAAGUAAAAUAAAGUAGCUCAAACCAGUACCUGCCUGUCAAAUAAAUGUAGUGGAGUAAAAAGUGCAAUAUUUGCCUGUGGAGUAGAGGUACCAUAAAAUAGAAAUACUUAAGUAAAGUACCUAAAAUU
Messenger RNA from Lates calcarifer (barramundi perch), 1400 nucleotides. It is a transcript of the gene exoc1l, whose product is annotated as exocyst complex component 1 like. The transcript has 4 exons. The record is from RefSeq and is a predicted model, not a curated record. Bases 125 to 694 code for a protein of 189 amino acids. Lineage: Eukaryota; Metazoa; Chordata; Actinopteri; Centropomidae.